UAGGUUGUUGCAGGCAAAAGCAUGCUUAGCGUGGUUGUGUUGACAGUCAGCUGUCUAGUGUCAAAACUUGAUUCACAGACCAAGAAGCUUCAGUAGAUUAUGGGAUUUAACAGUUUUGUCACCCUUGUGCACCGACAUUAGGUUUUAAAGAUGCACGUAAAGGAAUGCAUCGUGUCUGCACCGGGGAAAGCAAUUCUCCACGGCGAACAUGCGGUAGUGCAUGGCAAGGUGGCUCUGGCGGUGAGUUUAAACCUACGGACAUAUUUACGGUUGCGCGCCACAUCCAACGGCAAAGUGUGCAUCAACCUCUUAAACAUCGACACGUUCCUGAGCUGGGAUGUGACGGAACUGCAGCGGCUCAUACCAGACUCUGUUGCUGAUCUGAAGAGCCUAAAUGAGCUUAAUGCCGAACUGGUCACGAGACUGCGUGACUUUGUCGGUGUGUCGAACGGGAAUUUGGAUACCCGCAGCAUGGCCAUCCUGGCCUUUCUCUACAUCUACCUGUGUGUCUUUGCAGGACCAGGCAACCUGCCCAGCCUGACGGUGGCGGUGUGGUCUGAGCUGCCGACAGGAGCGGGCCUGGGCUCCAGCGCUGCCUUCUCUGUGUGUCUGGCUGCAGCGCUGCUGUCUGCCAGCGGGGACGUCCCCUGCCCCCCAGCCAAUCAGGAGGACACAGCCAGGUGGGGGGAGGAUGACCUGCAGCUGAUCAACAGGUGGGCGUUCCAGGGUGAGAGGAUGAUCCAUGGGAACCCUUCAGGGGUCGACAAUGCUGUGGGGACCUGGGGGGGCAUUUUGAGGUACCACUCGGGGAAGAUCACACCUCUGAGCAGGGUCCCCGUGCUCAGGAUCCUACUCACCAACACUAAAGUCCCCCGCAGCACCAAGGUGCUUGUCGCCGGAGUGAAGGACAAAAUUAACAAGUUCCCCUCGGUCCUGACGCCCGUGCUGGACUCAGUGGAUGCCGUGUCCCGUACGUGCGAGCAGACUCUGUCAGACAUGACCAGGGUUUCCUCCAGGUUGGCCUCAAUAGUGACCAGGCUGUUGUGUUGCUCCUGCCCUGCCAUGCUGGCCUGUCUGCAGAGGAGGCAGAACCCUCCACCUCAACACCACCCGGUGUGCACCAGCAAGAGCCUGGAGCCGCCGCAAGCCCUCGCCCGAAAAUGUGAGCUGGCGGUGCCCAUGCAUUCCCCGCGCUACCCCAGCGUGGCCGAGCUGGACGCUUACGCCCAGAAGACCGCCAGCAGCCCUCUCUCCAUCAAGAUCUUCCCCACCAACAUCAGGGUCCCCCAGCACAAGCACCUUAACCGGACUGUGAACGGCUACGACACCACAGGCCAGCGCUACAACCCUUACCCACUCUUCCACACGGGGGGAUAUCACGGCCUGCUGGCCAUCGUCAAGACCUCCUCGUCCUCGUCGCUCUCCUCUUCUUUUGCCCCCGCCAAGGGGGUUCUCAAGAACUCGGAAGGCAGGCGGACUAAACUCUCCCCGGCUCAGAUCGCUGUGGCUCCGUACCCGCCGCCUAGCAGUAGCACUUUAGCCAAUGGCCACGGUCAGGUGGUGUACCACACGGGGCCCUCCAAGCCCCCCGAGGGCCCCGGCCUCUCGGUCCCUCCCAACGUCACCGUAGCUGGCUCGGUGAUCCCCAUGACCGGGGGCCGGGGCCUGGCCCUGCCCCCCCAAUCCAACCUGCCCUCCAUCCAGAGCAUCAUCUACCAGAUCAACCAGCACUGCCAAGCCCAGGCCCUGCAGCAGGUGUGCCAGCCCGGGGGCGCCCCCUCGAUGCCCUCCAGCCACAGCCCUUGCAAGCAGGGCAUGGGGGUCUCGUCGGGGUCCUCCGGAGCGGGCUACGUGUCGGGCAUGGCUCCCCAGCCCAACCUGGUGUACAGCGGGGGGGUGGCGGGGCUUCCCGUCCACAGCUCGGAGGCUGUGAAGGCUGGGAUGUACUCAGACAGCAUGGACUACAUCCUGUGGCAGAAGCAGCAGCAGCAGCAGCAGGCCGUGCUCCGCAUGUACAGCGCAGGGAGCGGGGGAGGAGGGGCCAUCAGCAAGUCCCCCGAGACCUGCCUCCCUGGAGGGGCCAUGAUGGCUGCUCAGGUGUCCUCCUCCUCCUCCAGGCCGUACCACCUGACGGCCAGCGGGGGAGCCGGAGGCCUGGACAAAGUCAGCUCGUCCCCGCUGAACUGCGUUGGGAUGCACGGGAACUUCUCCGUGGGCCAGUACUUCGCCCCGCCGUGGAACAGCGUGCUGGUGACCCCCGACAGUGACUGCUACAACCCUCAGGACCUCCUGGGGACCUCCGCAGCCGGGCCCAACACGGGCCACAGGGAGAUGGGCUACCCUCACCACCAUCACCACCACCACCACCACCACCCCGCUAUAGACAGUGGCGGAGGCCUGUGCUGCAGCCUGCCCAGUAAGAGCCUGUGCAACACCGCUGUGCUCAGCAGCAGUCUGCAGUCUCUGGAGUACCUGAUCAACGACAUCCACCCGCCCUGCAUCAAGGAGCAGAUGUUGGGGAAAGGCUACGAGACUGUGUCCGUGCCCCGGCUGCUUGACCACCAGCAUGCUCACAUCCGCCUCCCGGUUUACAGAUAGAGAGGGGGGGGGGAGGGAGAGAGAGAGAAGAGGGGUGGUUUGGAGAAACACAAAUCGAGUGUGACAAACGAAUCAAGAGCUAGGGGAGAGAGCCUGGUUUUAAGGGAUCGGUCUCGGCACUGGGGUGACUUGGUGGAGGGCUCUGGGGGGGUGGGGUGGAGGGGGUGAAGGGGAAGGGGGGUGCUGUGUGAGGAGGAGGAGGGUUAGCUGGGGAUGUUCAGCUCCUAGGUGGGGUCUACUGUGGGGAGAGAAAAGGGAUUGGAGAAGUUCCUGGUGUCCAGACUAAAGAUUAUCCAGACUUUCCAUGGUGUGGUUUGCCAACAGGAAUUUUGGAUAGUUUAUUUUUUUCUUUUGUUGUUAUAUUUUUUGUUGUUGCUUUGACUGAACUUUUUUUUUGGGGGGGGGUGGGGGGGUGGGAAUGUUAGCUUGAAGUGCAUAAAGUCUCCUCUGUUCCCUUUCCAAAUACUAUGUACUAAGCCACUGGGGUGAUCGUCACUGCGAUGUGUUUGAAGGGCCAACGUUCUGAGCCUCAUUCUAAACCACACACACAGACAUGUAACCACACACACAGACAUGUAACCACACACACAGACAUGUAACCACACACACAGACAUGUAACCACACACACAUACAGUGAAGCACAUACACACACAUUGAAUUACCAAGGUGAAACUAGAGUAUGGGGUUAGUACUUGUGCAAAAAUUUAAUAAAACAGGAUAGUGAAAUAUUAGUAAUCAUUGUUGUUAUAAUUGAUACAUAAAUUGCACUGCUUGGAGUUUAAAAUCUUGUUAACUUUGAAGUUUGGAAUUGGGUAGUUUGGAUAUGAUAUAUUUAAGAAACUUGAAAAACUUGAACCUAUUUUUUGUUGUUUUAUAUAUUUGUAGUUAUAUUAUAUGCAUUGGCUGCUAUGGGGAAAAGUGUCUCAAACGCUUUUUAUUAUUUUCUUUUGGGGUUUAAUAAUUUCUUUAGUUAUUUUUCCUUAUGCUGAUAGGCACUGCUAUGGUUCUGUAAGAACCCAGUUGAAGAGCUCUCUUUCCUAACCAACACUGGAAUCCACAGUCAAUCUUGAAAAGGGUUAUUGAAAAUAUAAGGUUGCAAAAAAUAUAUGUUGAAGAGAAAUGUCACAAUGAAGAAUGUUAUGGGUGGGAGGUUGUUCACGCAACCUCUUUUUUUGUGUUUUAGUUUGUAUUUCUUUUAAUCCCCAGACUUUUGAACAGUGUCCUGAUAACGGGUUACAUGACUUCCCCCCCCCCCCCCCCCCCCCCCUGUUUCCAAACUCCACAUGAAACUAAACUUGUCAAGUCAUCUAAAAAGUUGACCGGAUCUCCACUGAGGCUCUACACAAGCUACUGGGAUGGUGGGCAGAGUUCUUCCUGGCACACAUUCAUUUCCAUGGGGGGAUUCGAUGGCUACAUUCCCUUGUGUUCCUUGGUCCGCCUCAGCCUAUGGUUGAGUUUGCGUCUGGCCCGGGCCAGACAUUGACGUCCAAUCGGAACUAGAUAAUUCAUAACAGUGAAAUAUUUAUCAUGACUGCGAGGUUCCCUUGUAUGUACUGCACUUAAAUUACUGAGACUUCUAAUGCCUUGUGGGACUCGAGUGAAAACGAAAAAAUUGGAUCAGUGCGGCAGUUCUCUGGUCCUAAAUUAGCAUUUCCUUUGUCAGUCAAAUUUCACUGGUAAAUUGAAUUUAUUAACUGGAGAGAGAGGAAGAGAGAGAGCUGGGGCAUUGUCGUGGGGAAAUUCUGGCAACAGUGUAGAUUUAUGAAGUGCAAUUAUUAUGACUGUAUUAACAUUUUUCUCUGAGCUUACACCAAAAAAUGUAAACUACAGUUGUGAAUACAUUCCCUGUGUACCACAUCCCAACCCCAUCCUUUAUUGUUUUGAGGUGUAAAAUAAAUUUCAUUUAAGAAUAUAUUGAGAAGCCACAUGUUGGCUUUGAAGUCUGUCAUUAUUUAAAAAGCGUGUUCAUCAGUAAAGAGAGAAAGGGACUGGAGGGACGCAGAACAGAAGAAAGGGAUUUUUUAUUUCUUCUGUUACGGUCGAAAAAAAAGCCUCAGACUUCAGCCAACGUUCAAGGCAAUGUCACGCUGGCAGAGUGAAUUAUAAAUAUAAGGUACACUUACACACUUACAAUCACAUGAUCCGACAUUACCGAAAUAUUUCUGUCUCUCUAAAACAACUGUGUGUGUGGAUAGUUCAGCUGCAAAACAGGAUUGGUAUGAUCAUAGAGUGGGGAAAAACCAAAAGCGGCGGAAUAGCGUCAUCAUUUGCACCUCGAUGUAUCAGCAAAUGUGUAAUUUGAAUUUCCCCUCAAGAUAACCCCUAGCUUUAUCUGAACCAGAAGCCUUACAUUAGUAAACUAGUAGUGUUUGUGGAAGUGCUACUGUCUUGGAAAGCUGACAACGCUCUUAGCCGGGGAACAGAGAACCUCCAGACUUGCUCUUGCACAGUAAGCCUCCUUAACAUUCCACUGAAAUAUUUCCAUGUUGUUUCAAGGGCUUAACGCCCAAGCCACAGUCCUGGAUCUAGCAUAUUUUCUGUCUUGUAGAAAUAUUUUGACAGAUUUACAGAUACAUCCAGACUCAAAUCCCUUCCCUUUGGAUUCUGCAUCCAAGCAUUAAAGCAUGUCAUAUGACGUUGAACAGAAUGUGUGUGUUUAUGAGGGAGGAGAGAGAAAGAGAGAGAGAGCGAGAGAGCGAGAGAGACAGAGAGAGAGAGACAGAGAGACAGAGAGACAGAGAGACAGAGAGACAGAGAGAGAAGCUGCUGGUGUCAGCCCUUUCCCACAACUAAGGGUUUGUGGUAGCGGGCCUCUUAUCUACUGGAAGUGAAUCGUGGGUUAAGCCUGGCUGCUGGACACUGAGGGUGGGGAGUACAGUGUAGUAACCCACCUCCUCCUUCACAAGAAAGGAAUAAGCAGGUUACCAUGGCAGCGAGGAACAAGAGGAGAGGACAGAUGAGUAACUGGCUGUUAGUUUGUGAAUUUGUUCCCUUCAAAAGGGAACGAUGUGAAUUGGAGAGGUGGGAAGUGAAAUCCGAACGUAGACCAGGCUUCCGGCGUGGAAGCAUUUGACGAUCCUUCUGCCACUCAGUUUGUUUUUUGACGGUUUUGCCAUAAUCAGAUGGAACUGAAUCAAGACAAUCGGAAGAAACGAACUUGGAUUAUAAGGAGUUUUCCUUGGUGUGAGGAGAAAGGGACAGUUUGUUAGAUUUGGGGGAUACCUGGAAACCCUUUUGCACGUGUGUACAUCUUGUUUCAUGUGGAUGGGUAGGAUUUGGGGGUCUCACACAGGUUCUAAACAGUCUGGCCGUGGGCCCUUGUUGGUGGGAACGCAUCCUACCCUGUCACAAUGGUGUUUUCUAGAAUUCCUGGUUUAGGACAAUGGACGCUCAACCCCAUAUUAGGAUAAUGGAAUUACAGUUGGAACAGAUUUGUGCCUGAGCCGAUCUAUGUGAGUCUCUCUCUGGGAGUGGCAUAUGGCCUGCCAUUAGCUAAACCCUGGCUCCCUCAGCAAGAGCCAGCAGGGUUCAGUGGUACUUAAACAACCCAGGGUUAGGACUGGGUUAGGG
This is a messenger RNA of Hypomesus transpacificus, 6169 nucleotides long. RefSeq names its product protein FAM222A-like. Lineage: Eukaryota; Metazoa; Chordata; Actinopteri; Osmeriformes; Osmeridae. The transcript has 11 exons. Gene Ontology annotation, molecular function: ATP binding. The record is from RefSeq and is a predicted model, not a curated record. Bases 151 to 2598 code for a protein of 815 amino acids.